Molecule: messenger RNA, 1701 nt
Organism: Symbiodinium necroappetens
Lineage: Eukaryota; Dinophyceae; Suessiales; Symbiodiniaceae
Source: the annotation of a GenBank genome assembly
AUGUCGAUUCCUGGAAACGAGACAGACUUCACAGGCUUCUUCCAUGCAGCCAUUGCCCACCUAGCGUGCCGGCCGGACUGCAGCAGCCAAUGGUGGCAGUUCGAGAAGGAUCCUGCAGUCAAGGCAACCUGGGCAGCGCUGGGGCUUCAACAGCCCACGCCAAGGAUGGAAGAUGUGCUGGCAGCUCGCCCAGACCUGUUUAGCCGAUCCCACAAUGGCAAGAACAUGGUCCUCAAGCUGCAGGCACUCGGUCUCUCGUGCCUGCCGUCUGGACCCGAGCCUCCGCCCGUGCAGUUCCCUGGCCACGCAAUGUGCACUCAGCUGCGCUGCAAGGGCCCUGCGGCGAAGUGGGGAGGUCCCUGGGCGGCCAGAGCAGGAGGCUACAUGAAAUCGGCAGGCUCCUUAGAAGAGCUUGGAGCACAGAAGAGCUUGGAAAGUCUUCGUGUUGUGGUCUGCCGACCGGAAGGGGCAAGUUCGGCUGGAUUAAACCGCUCCAGCCGAUUGAUCAUCCUCUGGCAGCCGGAUGCCAAGCGAGACCACCACAAGCAGAAUCUGGCAGUUUUAAGCAAUGUCUCUGGAGUGUUCGCCCAGUCCCGGAACAAGUCUCGCAUCUAUGUGCAUGUGAAGGCGUGCAUCACAGAACCAAACAGUUUCCGGUGUGGUCGCAAGAUGCUGCAUAUGCUGCGAGCACCGCGGGAGGACCUCGCCGACGGCUUGCAGUCCCUGACCGCUGGGCAGCGUGUGGCUUUCCAGGCCGUGUCCGAUGCACCGGACUGCCCUUUCGAUGUCGCCAAUGGGUGUCCCACGCUGUCCACCUUCCAGAAGCCGAGCCGGCAGCAUAGGUUCGGCCUCCGCAUCCAAAAGUGGGCCAAAGCCCUCGCCGCCGCGACUUGGCCGAGUGCCAAUGUGUCCUCGGAGGAGCGGUUCGAGCGCCCCACCGUGCUGCUGGAGCAUGGCAUCAAGUAUACUGGCCAGUGGAAGGGAGACAAGCGUGAUGGCAAUGGCUUGCAGGAAUGGCCGGACGGCGCGCGCUUCGACGGUCAGUGGCGGAAUGGCUUAGCAGAGGGCUUUGGAAAGUUCAUACACGCUGACGGCGAUGUCUAUGAAGGGCAGUGGAAGGAUGACAAAGCCAACGGAGAAGGCGUCUACCACCAUGCCGACGGCUCCAGGUACGUUGGCGAGUGGAAAGACGAUCAGAAAGAGGGACGUGCCAUGGAGGAGUGGGCAGACAAUUCCCGCUUCGAGGGAGAGUAUCGUGCCGGCAAAAAGCACGGGCAUGGAACGUUCACCUGGCCAGAGGGUUCCUCGUACGAGGGCGAAUUUCAGAACAAUGAGAUACACGGUCAGGGCACGUACUUUUGGAAUGAUGGGCGUGUGUACUGUGGGCAGUGGGCGAACAACAGGAUGAGUGGCCAGGGCACGUUCACGUGGAGAGACGGCCGGAAGUACAUUGGCAGCUACAUGUACGACAAAAAGGAUGGACACGGAGUGUUCACGUGGCCAGAUGGACGAGAAUAUGUCGGUGACUGGAAGGACGGCAAGCAGCAUGGCAUUGGAGUCUUCAAGACCGCCAAGGGCGACUAUCGCCGCGGUGAGUGGAAGGAUGGCAGCCGCAUCCGCUGGAUCUCGGAGGCGUAUAGGGAGGAUGGGCAGCAGCCUGGCUCUCCUUCAGCUCCCCAGGCCCUUUUUCUGAGGUUCUGA